Molecule: messenger RNA, 1005 nt
Organism: Theileria orientalis strain Shintoku
Lineage: Eukaryota; Apicomplexa; Aconoidasida; Piroplasmida; Theileriidae
Exons: 7
Coding region: 1-1005 (334 amino acids)
Biological process (GO): endoplasmic reticulum tubular network organization; membrane organization
Cellular component (GO): endoplasmic reticulum; membrane
Source: RefSeq, a predicted model, not a curated record
AUGGCCGAUAAAAACCUAACAGAAGCCGAAAAGAAAUUUCUUGCUUUUGACUGGUCAAGCUCAUCAGAAUGGCAAACUUAUUUUUCGAAUUUAUAUCCAACUCCGGACGCAUCUAAACUUCCCAAGUUCAAGAGGACGUGGUUCAGAAGGAACGUGGACUCGACUCUGGCCGAGGAUUCCACAGUUGGCGACCCAGUUUCACCCAAAAAAGAAACGACAUCUUCACAGCAAUCGUCAACUCCGAAAAUGCCACAUACUAAAUUCUUCGAGAGGUACCAAAACAAGACCAGGCUCCCACUGCUCAAGGAACUCGUUCUGCGCUUUGAACUUGUGCUCCUGAUCGGCUUCGUAAUGUCCGUCUUUGUAGUCAUCACGUCGAAGUUUAAGGCGCCCGGAACUGAGAACCUUGUAAAGAACUGCGUCAACGUCUCCAGGUCCUUCUUUAUAAUUUUCCUCUUCGUGAGAGUGCUCAGAGAGAGGGGACUCCCGAAGAUGAAGAUGGAGUACUUUAACUCGCUGUCAAACGAUCAGUACGUCCAGAGUCUGAUGUACUCCAUUUCGUUUAUCUCAGUUCCACCCAAGGCCCUUUACUACGCGCCUCAGCUCGUGACAUCACUCUUGUGCCUCAGCUCAUUGUACAAGGAGCAUCCAUCACUUUUCCCAAGACUGUUACAGAUUCAAAAGGUCAAGGAAAUUAUGACUAAAGUUGACCAGAAUGGUUACUUUUUAUGUAAAUUACGCGCACACUUGGAGGUUGCAAUUUUGCCAUAUUUAGUCUUACUCGGGUUCACCGGACGCGGAGGCAUUAUGCCACUGUUCCUCUACGUCAGCUUCCUUAAAUUUAAAAUCAACUCAAAGGACGUGUACAUGAUGAACACUCUGAAAGGUGUUCACUUGAAGAUACUUAACGGUCUUAGCAACCCAAAAGUACCAGCAGUCGUCAAAAACAUGUACCAAAGGGCUGUUAAGAGCUUGGAACUUUAUUUCACAGGCCGUCGCCGCUGA